Messenger RNA from Heterostelium album PN500, 657 nucleotides. RefSeq lists its product as uncharacterized. The transcript is spliced from 4 exons. The coding region runs from base 1 to 657 and encodes 218 amino acids. NCBI's taxonomy places the organism in Eukaryota, Evosea, Eumycetozoa, Acytosteliales, Acytosteliaceae. The record is from RefSeq and is a predicted model, not a curated record.
AUGUCAACUCAUACACUUACACAAAUCAUCCCAAUGAACGCUGAUUCAUUCUACGCCAUUACAGAGACACCAGAAUUCGAUCAAUUCCAAGUUCCAUAUAUGGGUAUUAACUCACUUGAAUUGAAAGAAGAAAGAGAUGAAGGCGAUGUUAUUUUCAGAAAAGUAUGUGUAAAACCAAAGACAAGCGUACCAGCCAUUCUUUUAAAGUUUUCAAGUGGUAAAUCAGAGGUAUCAUACGAAGACACUCAACUUAAAUCCAAAGUAAAGAGAGAAAUUUUAUUCAAGACAAACCCACCUCUUUUAUCAGAAAAUAUUUUUAUUGAAGGUACUAUUACUGUAGAACCAUUAGAUGAUAACAACUGUCUCAAGGUACAAAAGAUUAAUUUCAGAUUUACUGGACCACUCCAAUGGUUCUCGUCAAUGAUUGAAGCCAACAUUCUUUCAGAGUUGAAAAAGACAAUGGAAACAUUACCAAAGGUCGUUUUAGCAUACAAGAAGCAUCUCAGUGACAACAACAUCCCAUUGCCAGUAUUUAAGCCAAUCGCUCUCAACCCAGCUCCACAAAACUACAACCGUAACAACAUUCCAUCGCAACCAAAAUCACCAAUUCUUAAUAACAAAGAACCGGUUGCUCAAUAUGUUUGUAAAAUUAAUUAA